Gambusia affinis (western mosquitofish) is the source of this 8845-nucleotide messenger RNA. RefSeq names its product capping protein regulator and myosin 1 linker 2 (gene carmil2). The coding region runs from base 192 to 5627 and encodes 1811 amino acids. Gene Ontology annotation, biological process: regulation of Arp2/3 complex-mediated actin nucleation; cell migration. The transcript has 41 exons. Lineage: Eukaryota; Metazoa; Chordata; Actinopteri; Cyprinodontiformes; Poeciliidae. The record is from RefSeq and is a predicted model, not a curated record. Gene Ontology annotation, molecular function: protein binding. Gene Ontology annotation, cellular component: plasma membrane; lamellipodium.
UCUUCUUCAGAUGGCCGUCUCAUGCAGAGAGCAGAUCCGCUGUCCUCCAGUCCAGGACUGGAUCGUUCUUGUACUCUGAUCUGAUUCUCAUCUGGACGGAUGCUAAGCUCAGAUCAACACCCAGGUUGCUCUGUGUUUUGGACUCCUUGGACAUUUCUGCUUGAAUUCAUCACAUCUCAGAGUUUGACAGCAUGGACUCCAUCUCUCAGACUUUGCGAGAUCAGGUCUCUGAGCUGCUGAAGCCUCAUAGAGCCUGCCUAGUGACACCAGUUCUUCUGCACCAGUCAAACCAGUCAUGUGGGAGAUCAGGAAGCAAGUUUGUAGUGCUGAGUCUGUGGAGAGGCUACGUGGUCACGAACAAGCAGCCACUCAAGGUGGAGAAUGCAUUUAGCUACCUGGAGAUUUCUUCCAUCAACAUCCACAGUCUCACUCAGAUUGAGUUGGAGACGGACAGACAGAGCCUGUCUUUCAGUGUCUUGCAUGAUGAAGAUCUUGUUGCUCUGAUCAGCCACAUGACCGCCUCACUAAAGAGGAUCUUCCCAGAUUCUUCUCCAGGAAAGCUGUUGAAGAGAGUUCCCCAGGACCUCCAGGAAAGGCUGCUCACUCUGACUGCUGUCAUAGAGGAGCAGCUGAACAGCCAGCCAGGCCCCUGUGGAGGAUUCUCUGAUACCUAUGCUGCUCUUUGUGACUGGAAUGAAAUGCCAUUCAGAGAAGAAAUUCAGUGGGACGUGGACAAUAUCUACUACAUACAUAACUGGAGAAGGUUCAACCUGCUGGACUUUAGCCAUUUAGAAAGCAGAGACUUGGCAUUGGCAGUCGCAGCAUUGUCCUUCAACCAAUGGUUUACUAAGAUCUACUGCAAAGAACUCAAACUGUCAGCUGACAUCCAGCAGCAGCUCACUUUCCUGCUGUCCAAAUCUUCAAGUCUGGAGGAACUCUCGCUGGAAGACUGUGGAUUAAAAGUAGACUUUGCUGUGAAAAUGGCUGCUGCCCUCCAAGAGCACACAUCGUCCUCCCUGAAAGCCCUCAAUCUGUCAGGCAACUCCAUUGAAGAUAAAGGUGUAAUGGCCCUCAGUCAGGAGAUCAAGCAUCUAAAUGAGGGACUGAGGUUCCUCUCCCUGAGUCGUGUUUCAAUGAGCGCCAAAGGUCUUGGCUGUCUGGGUCAGGUGCUGUCCUCCUGUCAGCAGUUUUCUACCUCUCUGACUCAUCUUAAUCUGUCUUGCAACCCAGGAAGUCUGGCGACUGAGGACGCCAUGUUUCUCUUCAAGUUCUUGUCUGGUACAAACUCCCUGUCACAUUUGGACCUCAGUGACACCAACUGCCCUCUGGACACACUAUUUGUUUCACUGUCUGCUGGAUGUUGUUACAAGCUGACUCACCUGAACCUGGCCAGAAACCCCUUCAGCCACAGGAAAGUGCGGGAGGUGACCAGGAGUAUCCAGGAGUUCUUCAGUCAGAGCUGUGAGCUCAGAUACGUUGGCCUGUCUGCAACCAAACUACCUCCACAAGCUCUCAGGUUGUUGCUGCAAGGUCUUGCCACCAACACUCAUCUCUUUGGUUUGGAGUUAGAUCUCAGCAGCUGUGAGCUGUGUUCAGCAGGGGCCCAGGUGAUACAGGAGCACAUCUCUGAGGCUACAGCGAUCAGAAGUUUGGAUAUUUCUGACAACAGUUUUGAGAAUGAUAUGGUGACUCUGGUCCUGUCUGUUGGUCGAUGCCAGUCUCUUCAUCAUCUUGCUCUUGGAAGGAACUUUGCCAUGAAGUCCAGAGCUCUCACCGACCUUCUUCAUCGUAUAGCUCAGCUCAUUCAGGAUGAAGAGUGUUCCCUGCAGUCUCUCUCAGUGUCUGACUCUAAGCUGAAAACAGGGAUGCACAUUCUGCUCAGCGCUCUGGGGGGUCAUGCUACUCUAACUGAGCUGGACAUCAGUGGGAAUAAUAUUGGAGACACUGGAGCCAAAAUGCUGGCAAAAGCCCUGAUGACCAACACCACACUGAGGUCUCUAACAUGGGACAGAAACAACGUGACAGCCAGGGGCUUCCAGGAUGUGGCAGAUGCCUUGGAAAGGAACCUUACUCUACAGAAGAUGUCUCCCCCCUUGGCUGAUAUCACACAGAGUUACCGCAGCAACCCAGAGCAAACAAAAGAAGCCCUGAACAAGAUUCAGCUGUGUCUGUCCAGAAACAACAUGAGACAUCCUGGCAAUGUGGAACUCCAGCAGGUGUUCAGGGGUCAACAGUCUGAGAAGAUGAUCCAAGGUAUGUGUCGACAGCUGGAAGACACCCUGCAGAGUGUAAGCCACUGUAAUACACAGGCGGUCCAGAACGAUGUCAUGGCUGCACAUGAAGUGCUAGAAAACGCCAGAGAAUCUCUGAAGCUGCUUCCCUCUCUGUGUGAUGAGAGCAGGAAGUGUUCAUCUGAUGGAGACUGGGUGAUGGAUAUCUUGUCUGAUGCUGCCUCAGUACUAACUCAGGAAAUCAAACAAGACUUUCAGGAGCUGGGUCAAGACCUGAUAGGAUAUGCACAAACAGUGUGUCCAAAGGUGGUGCAGCGCUCCAGUGUCUCCAAGAGUCUAUCAGAGUGCAUGUCUAAAAGAAGCAAGCAGGCAGAAAUAUUCCUAACAAGCACCCUGGUGGAAACCACAGGGCAAAUCAUCAGCACCAGAUUGAGUGAAUUGAGGCAAACCUUGGCUGUGACUCUGGUGGAAAGCAUGAUAGAACAGAUUCUACAAGAUCUGACUGAAGCACAGGACAAGAUGGACUCCCUAAUAAAUGAAAAUCCUUGCGGUGCUCAAAGAAUCAACAUCCCAGAGCUUCGGCUGACUGACAGCGAUUUUCCAACAGAUGAUUACAGUCCAGCAUUCUGGAGAAGCAGUUUGCUUUCUAAGAGCCUAAGGCCUGCUGCUUCAAUCAAAAGUCUCUUAGAUGCAGAUUGUGAGCAACACACCAGGGAGAGAAGAACGGAGAGAGAGAGGGGAGGAGCUGCCAGAGAGGAUGAUGAAGGAGGAAGGUGUGCGCUCCCACAGUUGCCACUCUCAACCUCAAGUCCCUCCCUUUCCCCUUCUACUUCCUUGUCCCCCUCCCCCCAACUACAGAGAAGGAGGAGGCUGAUGGAGGGGGAGGUGUCAUCAGUGGAUGCUGCAGAAGCAGUAUCAGGAGAUAGUGGAGCAUCGCUCAGCCCUCCUCCCAGCCGCCCCCCUAUCUACUCCAUCCCUCAUAAAGCUCCAAAACAGGAGGCAGCUGGUGGUGGAGGCCUAAACGGACGACAGGCUCGCUUCCCUGGCUGCAGCCCCAGCACAGGCCCCCACCCUGGCUCUGGAUUCUCUGUUUCUCCCAUGGAGCCUCUACCAAGUCAGGGACAGACUCUAAGGCACUACACUGCCUCCCGACCACGGCCACGGCGCACACACACGCAACCCCCCACCUCCAGGCCUCAGGAACCAGUGUCCGAGGAAAAGAAGGAAGAUAAUGAGGCAAUAGGCAGAGUGGAUGAGGGAGUAGAAGAGUUCUUCACCAAGAAAAUCAUUCCUGACUAUGCAUUAAAAGGCCGAUGGGAGGAGUCAAACCCUGCCCAAAUCCUUCCCACAGCGCCAAGCUCCACCCCUUUUUCCUCUCCAUCUGACAUCACUCCAUCUACCACCACUCUCACCACCUCUCCCUCUGCCACAUCUACUGACACUUCCCUUCCAUCCAUUGAUGUUCGCUCCCUUUCCUCAUCUACCACCUUCCCAUCCACAACUUGCUCCACCACCACCACAAUUCCUACAAAAAAUAUAAAGAAAAAGUUUGGUGAUUUCUUCGCCUUCAAGAGGGCUCGAGCAGGGCGAGCUGCCAAGACAGGCAGUGGAGACGGAGGACAAGGAGCUGAAGGGGUCAAGGUCAAAAGGACCUCCAUUGCAGAUCUCAUUCGACCCCUACGGGAGGCCAAAGACAGGGACAGAGACAGGGAAAGAGACAACGAGAGGGAGAAGGAAAGAAAGAAGCAGUCAGAGGAGGAUGUUAACAUUUAUAAUGAUGCCACUACUACAGAAGGAACUGCCGCCCCCGGCCGCUAUCUUGCCGACGUUGUGAGGGAAACAGUAACCCCCGCUGAGUCAUUAAGCACAACCCAAUCCAGUGAGAUGACUCCUUCCUACCCCACCAUCACAACAAGCCCUGAACUCACCACCUCUGUGCUUUCUGAACCGGAGCAAGCAGCAGUUCCUGUACCACCACACCUCAGCACCACUCCUGCAUUCAUUACAACACCAGCUGAGCCAGAAGCUCCAUCAUAUGUGGAGAGGAGGCUGAGGGUGACCAAAAGACUGAGAGAAAACAAGAGCCAGAGUCUCAUACUGCUGACAGGAAUAGAGCCAGACGACAAGGAUAAUACACCCAAUAAGAAACAUGCAUCCGAUGGCGCAACUGGCUUUGAACAGAGGCUUCAGGUGAUGCUGCACAGAAUGGGAGUGUCCAAAACUCCACCUGCUGAAACCAAGAUGUGCCAGGGAGACAGGAACAAAGAUGAGGAACUGAGAAAAGCCACCUCUGAAGGUGCUAUCCUAAACAAACCUGAACUACCUCCCAAAGACAUCAAGUCCAGAAUAAUGUCCACUUCAUCAGCUGAGUCCAGGCAUCCUCUGAGAGUUCAAGACCCCAACCUACCAGAACUUCUUUACCCAAAGCCUUCCCUUCCUGAGUGCAUCAUGGGUCCCCUGCCCCCUAAACCUCCCUUAGCAGCCAAACUCCCCCCACCCAUCCCAGCUGCUCGCCCCUCCUCUGCUCCUGCCUUCACCAGCUCAUCAGAGCAAGUCCAACUUACAGCUCACACACAUGAUGGCAGGCCGAUGGAAACAGAGCAGAAUGGCAGCAGGGACGGUGUGCAGGGUGAAAUCCCCCCCCUGUCUCCAAGGAAGGAACUUCAUUCUUCAGCCCCAAAAUCUCACCGAGGUGGCAGCGCACCAGAUCGCAACGAGAAAGUACAAUCUGUCACCGAGGAGAGUCUUCCUAAGCUACGCCAACACAUGAAGCCCCUCCCACAGCGCAGAGCUGUAUCUGUCCAUGAGGAGGCACUGACCAUGACGCAAGAACUCAAGGCUGUAUUACAGAAGUCACCCAUCCGUUUCCGGGGCAACCGCUGGGACCUGCCCUCCUGCAAAGAAGAUGAAGCACAUGCCUGCGCCACAGAAAACAAGCUGGAUGAUGAAAAGAAGGUCAAGAGUCAGAUGGAUGAACAAGAGGCAGAGAGAGGACAAGCAAGCUGUGGAGAUACAGUACCUCCAACCAAGCAGCUACUUUCACAGGAGGUAGAAGUACCCAGAUGCACUUCAUCUGACAAGACUUUUUCUGUGAUAGAGAGACCUCCUGUACUACCCAGGAAAAUGGAGAAGUUACCUGUGAACCUUGCAUCUGAGAGAAAGAGUCCAACCAGAAUCUCAGCUUCCUCACCAUUGCAAGAAAAAGUCCACAACACGUUGCCAGUUGGCUCUAAAUCCACAGAGAUACCCCACAUAAGCCCAUCCUCCCAGAAAAACAAAUCUGUCGCAUUGGAUCGGGGUAGUAACCCACAAGGGAAAGGAGAGGCACUGUCCCCACAGCACACAAAGAUGGCUGAGCCCGCAGAGCACAGAACUGAGCCCUGUCUGUUUGACUGAUGCACACAACAGUCUGACCUGGAAGAGCUCUGUCACAUCACUGAGGUCAGGAAGUACGCGGGUAGGAAUCUCAUGUAAUGUGAAUGUCCUACUCUUUUGUUUUUGUUUCUCAGCAGCAUCAUUGUGUUUCUAAUCAUAAUGUGGGCAAGGCCAGCUUCACAGUUCAUUCUUGGGAUGACUAAUCUUCUUGCACGCUUUUGAUUGGAGGGAUGAAUCUAACAUAGAUUAUGUUCAUUUCUGUCAUUGAAUCCGAGUUUAUGCUGAUUUGUUUCAUGUGGUCUUUGCUUGUUCUCACCAAAAGGCCAAAAUGUUAGCUAGAGCUAGUUAGCAUGCACCAAUGGGUGUCUGCUGAAUGGGUUGAUGCAGCUGACAGGUUGUCUUCUGACAUUAGAUAAUUUUUUUGGUUCUAUUAUUUUCUUAUCAAACUUAUAGUUUUUAACCACUAGCAUGUUGGGUUUUAUGUCACCUGACCUUUAACAUUAAAUACGGAUUUAUGUACUGUUAAGGAAGACCCAUUCAACAUAUUUAUGUUUCAACAUUUCAGCAAAUGUCAAAAAUAUUUAUUUACUCAUUUUGCCCACACUUUUUUUGUUAUACAUUUAAAAGUAAGCUUCAAACAGUGAACUUGAUGGUUAUAGUAUUUUGUUUGUUUUUAGUUUUCAACCUUCUGGAAAUGAGAAAUGAAGAACUGCCUUUGUUACUUAGAAUUUUUUUUUUAUGUAAUAAUUCAGGGAAUUUUGAUUAUGACCCUUCAGAAUAUUGGCUGCAGUAAAUAACUCCUUUAUCUCUGAUAAAACAAAAAAUAGUUUUCAAACUAAUGUUACUGUUUUUAUUUAUUUAGUAACAAACAAGGCUAACAAAAUAGAGAUUCGGAAAUUUUUUUCUCAAUGGUUUGAACCAGCAUUUUGUUUGGAGUAGAUUUUUAAAAAACCUUCUAAAAAUAAACUACAUAUAUAUUUGAUGCGGCAGCAUGUGUGAAGAACUAAGAAACAGUGAGGGCAGGUUGAACAAUUACCUUGCAAAACUAUUAAUUGGAGAAAGAAAAGUUUAAAACUGUGAAUAUUCUGAACACAGGAUAGCUACAUUCCACCUGCUGUUUCACAGUUCUGUGUUUGUAUGAAAGGUCAUAGUCAGUAGAAUUGGAUAUUUAGCCAUGUGGAAGUCCAUCCUUCAUGAGAAUUAGUUCCAAGUUCACUUCACAUUGAUUAGAACAGAAAUUAUCCAGGUACAUUGCUUACUACCAAUAUAUUCUGAACAAAUAACAGUCCUUACACGAAGUGAACAAUGAACAUUUGUGUUCAUAAUUCUGUUUGAUUCAAAGCUGUUUAUUUGACUUUUUGUUAAUAUUCUAAUGUGCCAUUUGACAUCUCUUUAGUAUUUGUUGUACAUACUGUGCAUCAAGUCCAUGUUGCAGAGUAAUUCUCACUUUCACCUGUUUUAUUGCUUUAGUUGCAAAAAAGAAACUUUUUUACUAACAGAAGCAAAGCGUAAGACUAUUGUUUUGAUUAUGACUUCAAUAGCACUUUAAGCCUGAUAAGCUUAUUUAAUAAUGUCCUGGUUCUGUUUAAACAUGACAGUCAAAGAGAAAAGGCAAAAGUAACAGAGUCCAUUAACCUCUAGAACCCGACGGACCCACCGGUGGGUCCGUCUAGAGGUUAAGCUGCAGCCUUAUUACUCAGUUGGUGUUUUGUAAAUGCAAACCUACACUCUCUGUGUGCAUGCUAAUCACAGAGAUAGAGUGCAAACACAACACAGUGUGGCUGGAGCACAAGCCUGCACCCGUUGUUAAGUUUAAGCUGAGAAAACAGGUAGUGUAGUCAAUGUAAGAGUGAAGGGAAAGGCAGGUGUUAUCCAUAGUGGCUCCGGUUGAAGACUAAUGUGUUUAACUGCCUAAAGUCACCAAGCGCUUGCCUAUGAAGGAAUGUUGCAACUCUUCUGCAUGAAGUAUCAAUCAUUGGUUUCAAAUGUCUCUCAGUUUUCUCUCUUAAUAGAUUCAGGAUCGCGAAAAGAGAAAUGCUCUCUGUUCAUCUUCAUCUUAGAGGAAAAACAACAUUGUAAAAUUCAAAGAUCCCCAAAACCAAAACUGAAUUCACAAGAACAUGUUCACACUGAGUACAUAGACAUAUAGAGAAUGGAGAUGUUUUAAAAUUUCUUAUUUGAUUUAGCUGUUAGCUCUGAAACAAGACGUUGAGACAGUUACCUUUCUGAAGGUAGGGCUUCUUAAGUCUGCAUAGCAGAACCUUACAGAAAAAGCUAAAUGCUAAGUUCAGGUAAACAUGUAUAAAAUAUUGUUUUAAACUAAUUAAAUUCUAUUUCUGAAACAUGUGAGCACUUCAAAACUUAUUAGUACAAUUAUGUUCCAGCACUUACACAGCGGAUUCAUAAUGGAUAAAAAAAUGCUCGAAGUUUGAUAGUGAUCAUUGGGACACUGCUAGAAACUCCUCAAGUCCUCCUUUGCCUUCUGUCAAUUUUCUUGAAUGCCGACUCUUCUCAUAAACCCACAAGUUUCAAUGUUUAUGAUUCAUAACAUUACAUAAGGACGGUCAGGUUCAGGGCAUCAGGCGACACAUGACUUAUGAGGAACAAAGACUGAUUAAAAGUUAGGCACAAGGAACAAAUUAGAUGUAGAACUGGCCAGGUUUGAUAUGUGCCAUCAGUUCUGAUUGAAUCUGCAGCCUCAAGAGAAUGCAUUAAAUCGGUUGGUAUGCUACUUAGAUGUUAUGGAAAGUAUCGGAACCAGACCUUGCGGCAGUGGUUAAAAGUUGAUUACAUCAUGUAAUUUCCUUCAAAGUCAAACAAAUCUAAAAGGAAAGGAACUUCCUUUUGUAACAGGAACGUAAUAGGUUCUGUAACAGGAACGUUACAGAACCUAUAUGGGAACUCAUUUUUACAUGAAUGCUGUCAAAUCUGUGAUUUAUUUUUUUGUCACCAGUCAUAUUGUCAUUACUUUAUGAGGGGGGAUUUUUCACCAGCUCAGUAGUUCACCUGGUCUUUAUGUGUCAUCUGAUGUUAUGCGAGAUACCAACACCACAUUGUGAUUUAGCUUUGAAACUCAGGGCGGCUGUGAGGAACGACGUGGGAUUUUUCUAAACUGUUAUGUUCUCUUUCACUUGCACGUACAGAAUAUUUACAAAACUGCAUAAAUCAAAUUAGUUUGAACAGAGUGUAAAUCUAUACCUAUACUUGUUAUCAAUUAAUAAAAAAAAGUAUUAACAUGA